Cylindrotheca closterium is the source of this 1641-nucleotide messenger RNA. The record is from the annotation of a GenBank genome assembly. Lineage: Eukaryota; Bacillariophyta; Bacillariophyceae; Bacillariales; Bacillariaceae.
AUGAAAAACAUAACAACAGAAGAAGUACUGAAGAUAAUUGGACCACAAGAGUACUCUCUCGCGGACAAGGGUCCAGUUCCUGGAAUCAAUGUCUUGGAGGCAUGGACUCCUCCACCAUACAAACGUGUGUUCAAUGUACAUGAAUUGUAUGAAAUAUUCUCGAAAGAAUGCGUUACUAUGAUUGGAGACUCUACCGAUCGACGGGCUGCUGAUACGCUUCACAUUCUCCUUCAGGAACGCCAUAAUAUCUCUGGCAUUACGAAAUUUUUCCACAAGUACAAGAAUAGGUACCAAGACCACACUCGUCACAAUUUUGUGGAUGGUGUCUUUCGAACAAAGGCCUGCGCUCCUGGUACGAUCGACAAUCUCUUUAAAGCAAAUUAUCAAAGUCUACUUGAAUAUGAGCAGAAAAAGGAGAAGAAGUACGACAUCAUUGUUGCAGCCACAGGGCCGUGGAACCAUAUUGGCAAGCCAAAGUGGUUUACGCCCAACGAGACACGGGACUAUAUUCGACGAAUUAUCCAUCAUCUUGACAAAGAAAUUCCAAAGGAUGUACUGUUCAUCUGGAAAACCUCUCUCUGGUCUUGGUUUGGCCAAUGGGAAGUCCUGGGGGACGACGAAAGUGUCGAAAUGCCCAAGGGGAACAAUUACUUGAUUCAUGUGGCCAACGAGGCUGCCAAAGAGACUAUACGUGAGAUCAAUUCUCCCAGACGAAUAGUGUUGGACUUUGCUGCGGAAAUUGCUCCUUAUUCGUGGGAGUAUAGGCGACCUACCAACAUGGAGGCUGAAUUUUUAGAUUACGUUCCGUGGCACUUGGGACCGAAGGGUCGUGUGUUGUUUGCACAAAUGUUGGCCUGGGAAAUUGCUCGUUAUCGAAACAGCUCGUUGAUUUCUGGGGUAAUAGGAACGAACAAUAAUACUGCUGGACAGGGAAUCGUCGACUCGUCUGGCAAAAAUCAUUCAGAAAAUUCAAGGGAAAUGACUCAUGAAUUGGCGGCAAACGAAACAAUUUCUGGAUCCAGUGUCACAAAAGCUUCCAAUGAUGAUAAUAACGACGAUACGAAUGAAGUGGACAAGGAAAAUCCGAAUGACAUGUCCCAUGAGUUGGCGGCAAACGAAACACUUUCUGGAUCCAGUGUCACAAAAGCUUCCAAAGAUGACAAUGACGAGUAUACGAAUGAAGUGGACAAGGAAAAUCCGAAUGACAUGUCCCAUGAGUUGGCGGCAAACGAAACAAAUUCUGGAUCGAGUGUCACAAAACCGUCCAGUGCUGACAAUAAUGAGGAUACGAAUGAAGCAGAUGAAGAGGAUUCCAGUGAUGACAACGAAGAUACGAACGAAGAAGUAGAUGAAUCCACUACAACUGCCCAAGUUGCCCCACCUACCGACCCACCAUUCGAGCAACCACGCGUCCACUGGCCCUCCAGUGACAACACGUAUGCUACUUCAAACACUGUAUCGACAGCAGCAACGGAACCAGCAGUUGUCAUAGAUGUCGUUUCGCUUCAGGAUUAUAUCCAAAUCCCAGAGAUGCCACGAACGCCAACCAUUCGAUACUUUGGACUUGUCCUUAUUAUUUUGUAUGCUGGACUAAAGAUGCGAUCGAGGGGGAAAUCUAGGACUCGGCGCAAUAAAAUCUAG